AAUUUGAAUCUUAGCGCCGAAUGCGCUCCCGUUGCGUAAUAACUCGGUUGACCCUUUCCUGAGUUCUGGCGCUUGCAUCGCUCACGUUGGGUGACGCAAUGAUAUACAUUCAUUCCAAAGGAGGAAGGCGUCCGUGUCAGAAGGAUAAUAAACGAUCUUAAAAAUACAAACUGUGUUGUUAUCUGUGUUGUUACCUGUCUUUCGCAAAAUAAAGUCAAAAGGUUAUGGGCCCAGCACGCUUCCACUGCGCCUGAAGCUUGAGUGAAGAAAGACGAGCAAGGAGCCCUAAGAGAUAAUAGGAAAACGAAUUGCGCUGCGGGACGCAACAGGAGGACAAUAGGCGAGAUCUGAAAACUCUCACAACAGGUUUCUUUUGCAUUCUUUUUUAAGGGAAAUUGAAGGCAUCGUGCCUAUGUAAAAUCGAACAUUGAGAUGUGCAUGUAUAUUUUAUUGGGAAUAAUACAAAUAGAAUGAUGAAAUAGCAUGAUGCAAGAAAUUGGGGAAGGCGGAUCGCGUUCAAAAUGGAGGGCGGACCGCGUGGCAACCGCGUGGCGACGCGACGCGUGGCGACGCAACGUGCGGCGACCGCGUGGCGAUCCUUGUAAAGGGAGACGCCACUGUAGUGCAUUUGAACGGAAAUAGCAACAGUGCCGAGAAAAAUUACCCGUGAAAUUAGAAUUAGGCUUGCAUAUAAUGUUAAAAGAAACUGAGAAAGUAAUUGCAUGUAACGUUUAAAAGAAUUAAAAGAAUAUGAGCAUGCAUGUAGAAAGAAAGGGAGAAUAUUUGCAAGCACCGUGGAAAGAAACUGAGUGAAACAAUAUCCUAAAUUAAGUGACAAUUUUUCAGAAAUUUGAUUUAUUGAUUUUUCGAUCGAUCGAACUGAUUGGCCAAAAUGUCGGUUUUAAAAGAAAUAGUAGACAAAUGCAAACAGGCAUUCUUCAUUGACGAGGAAGACAUUCAGGCAACGAUAGAACUUGACGAGCACUGUUUCACAGUGCAGUUUGCGGCCGGAGAGCGUGUGGUACUGAGUAAAGAAAAGUUGAAAGGUAAAUGGAAAGAUUUGAAAAAGGAAAUAGCGAAUCUCGAACGAAGCCAGGGUUCAGGCGACGGUUCAGGCGAUAACAGUACGGAUGACAUGGUUGAGUCUAAGGAAAAGGAGCAGAUAGAGACAAAAGAGAUCCGAGAGAAUAAUAGUAAUGACGGUAUAACGAACGACGACUCGGAUCAGACCGUGGCAAAGACAGUCGAAAACACGGUGCAAGCUUCUCUCUCCGAAGUUACUAAACCUGUGCGGAAAUUGGAAACAGGUAAAGAACGACUGUAUAAGAUCUGUAACGACUGUAAAGGAUCUGCUAACGACUGUAUAAGAUCCGUAACGACUGUAAAAGAUCUGUUAACGACUGUACAAGAUCUGUAACGACUGUAAAAGAUGUGUUAACGACUGUAUAAAAUCCGUAACGACUGUAAAGGAUCUGCUAACGACUGUAUAAGAUCCGUAACGACUGUAAAAGAUCUGUUAACGACUGUACAAGAUCUGUAACGACUGUAAAAGAUGUGUUAACGACUGUAUAAAAUCCGUAACGACUGUAAAGGAUCUGCUAACGACUGUAUAAGAUCCGUAACGACUGUAAAAGAUCUGUUAACGACUGUACAAGAUCUGUAACGACUGUAAAAGAUGUGUUAACGACUGUUUAAAAUCUCUAACGACUGUAAAAGAAUUGUAACGACUGUAAAAGAAUUGCAACAUAAGAGGUACAUAACGACUGUUUAGAAAAUAACGCUAAUAACAUAUUCAUUAUUACAGAAAAUUUAGGUCCG
Messenger RNA from Solenopsis invicta (red fire ant), 1818 nucleotides. RefSeq lists its product as uncharacterized. The transcript is spliced from 2 exons. The record is from RefSeq and is a predicted model, not a curated record. Bases 893 to 1417 code for a protein of 174 amino acids. NCBI's taxonomy places the organism in Eukaryota, Metazoa, Arthropoda, Insecta, Hymenoptera, Formicidae.